CACACACACCCUUUUACAACACUCAGGCUGAAAUAAGUUUACUUCAGAAGAGUUUGCUGUCCAUGAACUCAGCCAUGAUUUUACACUCCUUAUACGAGAGCCUAGAUUUUAAAAUCAGCUUGUUUUUUAUUUGUUUACUGCUGCUGCUUAUAGAUAUGAUCAGAAAUAAAAAUCCAGCUAAUUUUCCACCAGGACCCUGGCCAAUACCCAUCCUAGGAAAUGUCUUCACUGAUGUUAACUAUAAAACUGUGGACCAGCUAAUUGAGAAGUAUGGGAACAUCUUCAGCCUCAGAAAUGGAUAUGAUAAAAUUGUGUAUGUGUCUGGGUUUAAAACAGUUAAGGAGGUUUUGAUCACUCAAGGGGAAAACUUCAUCGACCGCCCUAUUUCACCUUUAUUUGACACACUUUAUAAAGGCAGAGGGAUCUCCUUUAACAAUGGCUACUCAUGGAGGAAACAACAGCAGUGUGCCAUGAGUCACCUGAAAAACUUUGGAGAGGGGAGGAAGACUCUAGAAGAACAUAUUCAACGAGAGUGCUACUUCCUGUGUGGAGCCUUUAAAGAAGAGCAGGGCUGCCCCUUUGACCCCCUGGUUAAAAUAAACAAUGCAGUGGCCAAUGUUAUCGGUAACCUGGUGUUCGGCCAUCGAUAUGAGUAUGAUGAUGUUGAUUUCCAGAAGCGUCUACAAAUGAGUGCAGAGUCAGUGUUUCUUACAGGAUCUGUGUGGAACCAGCUGUAUGAUGCCUUCCCGGGUAUAAUGAAGUGGUUGCCAGGACCUCAUCAGACAAUAAUCUCAAACUAUCAGGAGUUAUCAAACUUCCUGAAAGAAAAGGUCGAGCAACACAGACCAGACUGGGACAGCGACAAUCCUAGAGAUUAUAUUGAUACCUACCUGACAGAAACUGAGAAGAGGAAGAAUGACAGCGAGGCAGGGUUUAAUAUUGGCAGUCUGGUGUGGAGCAUGGUGGACUUGUUUGAGGGUGGAACUGAAACAACAACCAACACACUCCGAUGGGUUCUGCUUUUCCUGAUCAAGUACCCUGACAUUCAAAAGAAGGUCAGAGCAGAGAUCGAGCAGGUGAUUGGCUCCCGUCCACCUACUAUGUCUGAUAAGCCAAACAUGCCUUACACCAACGCUUUCAUUCAUGAGGUUCUCAGGAAAGCAAAACUUGUGCCUCUUAAUAUUGCUAGAAUUGCGGGAAAGGACACAACUCUUGGUGGCUACUUGAUACCAAAGGGGACUGUGGUGAUCACUAAUCUGACAUCAGUGCUGUAUGACAAACAUGAAUGGGAAACACCAGACACCUUUAAACCUGGACACUUUCUAGACUCCGAGGGCCAGUUCUGCAAAAGAAAUGCCUUUUUCGCCUUCUCAGCAGGCAAAAGGCGGUGUCCAGGAGAGUACCUAGCACACAUGGAGCUGUUCAUCUUCCUCACUGUCCUCCUUCAGACCUUCAGUUUCAGCCCUCCUUCUGGUGAGGAGCCCAGUCUGGAGAGCCAGGUGGGCUUCACACAAGCACCUCUGCCAUACAAGCUCUGCGCUCACACGAAAUGAAGGAGUGGGGAUGGAGUGUAUGCAGUAUGGCAACUUAUCUGCAAGAAAUAUCACCCACAGCUUCCUUUUAUUUAUGGUUACACUCUGGGACUUUUACACGUAUAAACUAAUGGAAUGUACAAGGUCAUUUAAAGUAUAGUAUGAUGCCUAAAACCAAUUAUAAUCUGCAUAAAUGCAAGAAAUGUGCUCCGGCCUUAAAAACUUACCUCCAGUCUACACAUGUAAAGAAUUGGUUCUGACCGAAAACAGCCACAUUUGGUCAA
Rhinichthys klamathensis goyatoka is the source of this 1816-nucleotide messenger RNA. Its product is annotated as cytochrome P450 2J2. The record is from RefSeq and is a predicted model, not a curated record. Gene Ontology annotation, molecular function: heme binding; oxidoreductase activity, acting on paired donors, with incorporation or reduction of molecular oxygen, reduced flavin or flavoprotein as one donor, and incorporation of one atom of oxygen; iron ion binding. Gene Ontology annotation, cellular component: cytoplasm; intracellular membrane-bounded organelle. Bases 63 to 1553 code for a protein of 496 amino acids. NCBI's taxonomy places the organism in Eukaryota, Metazoa, Chordata, Actinopteri, Cypriniformes, Leuciscidae. The transcript is spliced from 9 exons. Gene Ontology annotation, biological process: xenobiotic metabolic process.